This is a messenger RNA of Salvelinus namaycush (lake trout), 567 nucleotides long. It is a transcript of the gene tdgf1, whose product is annotated as teratocarcinoma-derived growth factor 1. Gene Ontology annotation, cellular component: extracellular region; cell surface. The record is from RefSeq and is a predicted model, not a curated record. The coding region runs from base 1 to 567 and encodes 188 amino acids. Gene Ontology annotation, biological process: anatomical structure development. Gene Ontology annotation, molecular function: signaling receptor binding. The transcript has 5 exons. NCBI's taxonomy places the organism in Eukaryota, Metazoa, Chordata, Actinopteri, Salmoniformes, Salmonidae.
AUGUAUUUUAGGGUUUUGCUGUCGGCAGCAGUUGCCAGCGAGGCCAUUACAAUUGGAUCAGGCUGUGAAGGAUCUGAAUGCACCAAAACCAUAGAGGUAUUGACCAAAACGGUGGACUAUGGAAAGCCGACCCAACACGCUAAUUACCUGAACCAGUUCAAUGAGAUGAACUCUCCUACUGUGGAUAGGAAACAUCGCGAUGCGGACUCUGUCCUACCAUUCAUCGGCCUCACUGGAAGUGCAAAGCAGAGUCGAAACUGCUGUAAAAAUGGCGGGACAUGCAUCUUGGGAAGUUUUUGCGCAUGCCCACCACAUUUUACUGGCCGGAGCUGUGAAUACGACGAACGAGUCAGGAGCUGUGGUACCAUUCCCCAUGGGGUGUGGGUUCAGAAAGGCUGCUCAUACUGCAAGUGUGGAUAUGGGGUCAUGCACUGUUUUCCUCAGGUGUUCCAUGAGGACUGUGAUGAGGACCAGGAAGUCCGCUGGUUUCAUUCGCCGGGUGUCCGAAAGCUGCAGACCAAGUACUUCCUGUGUCUAGGACUACUGUUUUUGGUUUUGUUUGUUUGA